Rubroshorea leprosula is the source of this 1887-nucleotide messenger RNA. Lineage: Eukaryota; Viridiplantae; Streptophyta; Magnoliopsida; Malvales; Dipterocarpaceae. The record is from the annotation of a GenBank genome assembly.
CAUGCAAAUAUCAUCAUCCAUCUUCCCCACCUUACCCUGUGGGUCUCUCCUCCCACUCCUCCCAACUCCUUUCUCCUAAACCCUAAUCCGAUCCCCACCAACUGAACUUCUCCAAAUUGCGCCUUACGUCUCACUUCAUUGCUCCAGUAAUCCAGAGUAGCUUGCUUGGUGGGGUUGAAUUCAUCAAUGAUGGCUGGAGAUGGGGUUGCGGCGGCGGCGACGGCGGCGGAGGUUCAAGUGGAGACGGCUUUGUCGUUGAAGAAGAAGACGGCGGUUUCGAGGAGCUGGAUUGCGAUUGACCACAGUGGUCAGGGUGUGAUUCUUGACGUGGAUAAGUAUGCUAUUAUGCGCCGCGUUCAGAUUCAUGCUAGAGAUCUUCGGAUUCUGGAUCCUCUGUUGUCGUACCCUUCUACGAUUUUGGGCAGAGAAAGGGUCAUCGUUCUCAAUUUGGAGCAUAUCAAAGCAAUAAUCACAGCAGAGGAGGUAUUGCUUAGAGAUCCACUGGAUGAUGGCGUAAUCCCCAUAGUUGAAGAACUACAAAGAAGAUUGCCACAGGACAAUCUCAUGGGCCAAGGCCAAGGAGAAGAAGAUGAGAAGCCGGUUCUUCGAGAAGAAGAUGAGAAGCCGGGUCUUCGAAAUGAUGUUGAGACAGAUGAAGAAAAUGAAUUUCCCUUCGAAUUCCGGGCAUUAGAAGUUGUGUUAGAAGCAGUUUGUAGCUUUCUUGAUGCUCGUACCAGAGAUCUGGAGGUUGAUACUUAUCCAGCUUUAGAUGAACUGACUUCCAAGAUUAGCAGCCGUAACUUAGAUCGUGUGCGUAAAUUGAAAAGUGCAAUGACAAGGCUGACAAAUCGGGUUCAGAAGGUAAGGGACGAGCUUGAACAACUGUUGGAUGACGAUGAUGAUAUGGCAGACCUUUACUUGUCAAGAAAGUUGGCAGGGGCAUCUUCACCUCAUAGCAGCUCUGGUGCUCCAAAUUGGUAUCUUCAAUCUCCCACUAUAGGUUCAAAGAUUGCAAGAACAAGCAGGGCAAGUGCAAUGACAGUUCAAGGGGAGAAUGAUGUUGAGGAACUUGAAAUGUUGCUUGAGGCUUACUUUAUGCAAAUAGAGGGCACACUAAACAAAUUAACCACGCUUCGCGAAUACAUUGAUGACACAGAGGAUUACAUUAAUAUCCAGCUUGACAAUCAUCGAAAUCAGCUGAUCCAGUUAGAGCUGUUCCUCUGUUCUGGGACUGUUAGUUUAUCCGUAUAUUCUUUGGUGGCUGCAAUAUUUGGGAUGAAUAUUCCUUAUACAUGGAAAGAACACCAUGGAUAUGUUUUUAAAUGGGUGGUCAUUGUUACCGGCAUAAUAUGUGCUUCUCUUUUCAUGUCAAUAAUUUCCUAUGCACGGCAGAAAGGUCUUGUUGGGUCUUGAUACACGUGAUAUAUAGAGCCAAUCUGAGAGAGUGUGACUACUAAUCUAGCUCAAGCUGUGAUUUGCUUGCUCCUAUGGCCUUGGAGAGAUGGUGUACAUCAAAACCUGGUACUCUUGCUUGGUGCAGCCUGGUUUUGAUAUUAUCAUCCAACUGUCCACAUUUGGUGAAUCAUCUCUGGCAUGCUGCACUAUUAUCAUGUUGUGUGCACAAUGUUUUCCCCAUGGGGUCCUCCCAUUGUAAUUAGGCAUAGAAUGUGGCGGAAAAAUUUACAGAAUUAGUCACGAUUAUGUUUGUAUGAAUCUUGAGAAGUAGGAAACAAAUUGCCUUGCCUACUUUGAUGCAACUCUGAGCAUAUGAUAUUGGGGAAAAGGAAUCAUGUUGAUGCCAUGGUUUUCGUUUUUAUGAAUAUGACCAUCUUGAUCUUGCAUGACUUAUGUGGUGAGAUAUGUUAUAAAGAAACCAUGGAAAUACAA